CGUAGUUACCAAAAUUAGUAGUAGGGUCGGUGAAUUGAAUUCAACAGAAAUCAUGCUGGUUGAGAUUCUAGUUUUUCUCGUGACUCUUUCCACACCAAUUUCUGCAACAUCAACUCUAAUUUCUGUAGUACAGGUAUUUCGUCAUGGUCAGAGAACUUCAGUAGAUCACUAUACUAACGACCCCUACUCGAGUUCAGAAUACUGGCCAGUGGGUCCAGGACAAUUAACGAACACUGGAAAGACACAACACUUCAAAUUAGGCCAAUAUACACGUGAAAGAUACAAUGCUUCUUUACCAAGAGCUUACGCCAGUGACUUCUUCUAUGUACAAACAACCGACGUUGACAGAACUCACAUGUCAGCUCAAUGUAAUGUCUUGGGGCUCUUUUCUCCUACAGCAACAGAACAAUGGAAUCCUGAUAUAGCUUGGAGUCCAAUUCCCAUUCAUCCAUUAGAUUCGAAUGUCUUAGCUGCUUUUCCCAACUGUGCAGCCUACUCUAGAGAACAUUCCAGAGUUUUAGAAAAGGAACCAUACUACAAUGAUAUCGAUAAAAAGUACGCAGAUUUGUAUGAUUAUCUCACAGUUCACAGUGGCGUUAAUGUAACGUCUCUGAGUGGAGUCUCGUCUAUUUUCGAUAGUCUGUUUAUCGAAAAUGAGUUUGGCUACACCUUACCAUCAUGGACUGAAGAAAUUUUUCCGGAGCCUUUGAAAACUGUGGCAGGAUAUUUGUUCCAAAGUUAUGGUUACGGCACCAAACUGGCACGUCUGAGUGCUGGAACUUUCUUGAAAGAAGUUAUAGAACACUUUGAAAACAAGCAACAAAAUAUUCCCAGUGCUCAGUUUUUCCGGAUGUAUAGCGGCCACGACUUCAAUAUUGUUCAAAUACUAUCAGCUCUAGGUGCAUAUGAGCCUCACGUCCCAUAUUUUGCAAGCACCAUCUACUUUGAGUUGUGGAAAUCUUUUCUUGGUACUUACCACGUCAACAUUUAUUAUAAACAAAAGGACGUUAUCAAGAAGAUCACACCAAAAGGAUGUUUUCAAUUUGAUUGUGGCCUCAGAAAUUUGAAAAAACAACUCCGUGAUGUCCUCAUUGACACAAAUGAUAAAGCAAAAGAAUGUAGUUCAUGAAUAUGUCUUGAAUGGUAUGUAUAAAACAACUCAAAUAUAUUAGUACUCUGCA
Molecule: messenger RNA, 1181 nt
Organism: Leptinotarsa decemlineata (Colorado potato beetle)
Lineage: Eukaryota; Metazoa; Arthropoda; Insecta; Coleoptera; Chrysomelidae
Product: prostatic acid phosphatase
Biological process (GO): dephosphorylation
Molecular function (GO): phosphatase activity
Source: RefSeq, a predicted model, not a curated record